Auxenochlorella protothecoides is the source of this 1479-nucleotide messenger RNA. RefSeq names its product Magnesium transporter MRS2-1. The transcript has 9 exons. Gene Ontology annotation, molecular function: magnesium ion transmembrane transporter activity. Bases 1 to 1479 code for a protein of 492 amino acids. NCBI's taxonomy places the organism in Eukaryota, Viridiplantae, Chlorophyta, Trebouxiophyceae, Chlorellales, Chlorellaceae. Gene Ontology annotation, cellular component: membrane. The record is from RefSeq and is a predicted model, not a curated record. Gene Ontology annotation, biological process: transmembrane transport; magnesium ion transport.
AUGGACAAGGAGGACGACUCCCUGCCGGGGGCCGUGGACCUGUACCACACCCUGUUCCGGGACAGUACCCGCAGCGAUAAUCCAGACAGGAACACCAGGGUCUGGCUGCACAUCGAUGAGCAUGGCAUACCCUCCGACGUCGAGGUGGACAAGCACGUUCUGGUGUAUGAGCUGGGGGUGAGGUACCGCGACCUGCUCACCCUGGACCCCACCCUCCCCCUGCCCUUCCCCGCCGCCAUCCUCAUCCGCAACCGCGCGCUCAUCAUCAACCUGGAGACCGUGCGCAUGAUCAUCUGCGCGAAUCAGUGCUACGUCCUGAGUGUGCCAGACGACGCCAACCCAUACAAACCCAGCCUGCCGACCUGCGACAGCCUGUUCAUCAAGAAGCUGUGCGAGAUGCUGAAGCCGCACAAGGCAGCGCCCAGUUCCUCCAGCCUGCAGCGCAUGGCCCUCCUGUCUGCCAAGUACGCGCAGACCAUGCCGUACGAGCUGCGGGCCCUGGAGGUGGCGCUGGCCACGGUCACCGCCACGUUGGAGUCGGAGGUCUGCAGGCUGGAGGCACGGGCAUACCCCGUCGUCGACCGCCUGACCACAGAUGUCAGCACGAGCGUGCUGGAGGGGGUGCGCCAGGUCAAGCACGAGCUGAACCGGCUGCAGACGCGCGUGCAGCGCGUGAAGCAGGAGCUGGAGGAGAUCCUGGAGGACGAUGAUGACAUGGCGGACAUGUACCUGGCGCGGCGCGCGGCGACGUAUGGGGAGGAGCUGCCCGCCCAGCCGCGUGACCUGCCCGAAUACCAGCAGCAGCCCUGCGCCGGGUACGACGGCCCGGAGGCGGACAUGGUCCCCCUGCUGCAGGGCACGAGUGACGGGCCCACGCCCAUCGGCCAGAGCGAGGCCGGGUCGCAGGCGCGGGGGCCCACCCCCCGCAGCAGCCCAGGGUCCCGAGUCGGCUUCCACCCCGACCCGAUUGUUGUCGACAGAGGGCGGAGUCGCAGCAGGUCCGAGCCGGAGGGCAGUGCCUCGGAGGGCGCCGAGUCGGAGGCCGACUCCCGGCCCGGCGGCGACGGCCCACGCCGGAGGCGGACGGAGUCGCGGCGGUCGAGGAGCAGGGUGGAUCCGCAUGAGAUCGAGGACGCAGAGGACCAGCUGGAGAACUACUAUGUCAAGGUGGACGGCAUGCUGCGCCGCCUGCUCAUGAUCGCCGAGCACAUCGACGCCAACGAGGACUUGAUGGACCACCGCCGGAACGAGCUCGUAGCCUUGGACCUGCUGGUCAGCCUGGUGACCGCCGCCUUUGCCUGGGUCUCCAUGAUCGCAGGGUUCUGGGGGAUGAAUCUGUACAACACGCUCUGGCAGGAGAGCUACCCCCUUUUCUUCUGGACCUGCUUCACCUGCGGGCUGGGCGCCAUCCUCCUCUUUGGCGGGGUGAUGGCAGUCAUAGUCAAGAGGAAGCUCAUGUUCAUCACCAGCAGCAUAUGA